Molecule: messenger RNA, 1878 nt
Organism: Dreissena polymorpha
Lineage: Eukaryota; Metazoa; Mollusca; Bivalvia; Myida; Dreissenidae
Exons: 1
Coding region: 1-1878 (625 amino acids)
Source: RefSeq, a predicted model, not a curated record
AUGAACUACUUUAACGGUAUCAACUUGAGAUUCUCUAGCAACACGUUCACUACAAAUUGGUUACAAUUGGAGAAGGGGAUUGUUACGGGAUGUACUAUCUCUGUGAUACCGUUCGUGAUGGACAUGAAUAUGAUCAUUAAGGCAGCGGAGAGAGAGUCAACAGGGCCCAAAACCAACACAGAAAUCCGUCUACCAUCCAGUAGGGGAUUUAUGGAUGACAUGACUGUCACCACUGAAACCGACAUACAGGCUAGAUGGGUUCUUGCGGCUCUUGAUGAAAUGGCAACGUGGGCAAGAAUGAGGUUUAAGCCGGGGAAGUCGAGGAGCUUAGUGGUUAGGAAGGGAAAGGUGACAAUCAAGUUCAAACUGUGUAUCCAGGGAGAAGAGAUUCCCUCCCUAGAGGACAAACCGAUUAAGUGCCUAGGGAAAUGGUUUGAUUCCUCAUUGAAAGACACACAUUACCCGAACAUGCUCAGACAGCAGGUAGCAGAGGUUUUGCAGAGAAUAGAAAAGUCGGAACUCCCAGGGAAGUUCAAAGCAUGGGUCUUUCAACACGGUCUCCUGCCAAGAGUGAUGUGGCCGCUCAUGGUUAAUGAUGUCCGUAUCAGCACUGUCGAGAAGCUAGAGCAGAUGAUCAGCAAGCACCUGAGAAAGUGGUUAGGCCUACCGCCAUCCUUCACCAACAUUGGACUGUAUGGCCGAUCAACAAAGCUCCAGAUGCCAAUAAGCUCUCUAGUAGAGGAGUUCAAAGUAGCAAAAGCACGUCUUAUGCUAACCCUCAGAGACUCUGAAGAUGAGAAAGUCGGCAAUGCAGGAAUUCAGGUCAGGACAGAGAGAAAGUGGUCAGUGAGCAAGGCGGUAGACUCUGCUGAAAGCAGUCUAAAGCACAAGGAUGUUGUGGGAUCUACCAACGUGGGAAGAGAAGGGCUUGGCACCAAACAGACCCAAAGGUGGGGAAAAGCAGGGAAAAGAGAAAGGAGAGACCUGGUGCAGAAAGAAAUCAGAAACCAAGAAGAGCAAGCACGGUCAGCCAGGGCGGUCCAGUUUGGACCCCAAGGAGAUUGGCCGAAGUGGAGUACACCAGAGAGGAAGCUCACGUGGCAAGAACUGUGGACAUAUGAACCACUUCAGCUAAGUUUCCUCCUGCGGGCAGCGUACGACAUGCUUCCAACCCCCCAAUAUCUUCAGCGAUGGAAGCUGACAGAAGACCCUACUUGUCCUUUGUGUGGGAGUAUAGGGACGUUGCGGUACAUUCUGUCAUCGUGUCCAACAGCCCUUGCACAAGGGCGCUACAGAUGGCGUCAUGACCAAGUACUCAGAAUGUUGGCCGACGCCCUAGAAAGAGAGCGGAAGAAGGAAAGACCCCGGAAGAAAUCAGGACCCCAAUUCAUCAGCUUCGUCAAGGAGGGUACAACAAAGCUAAUCGCCACAACCAGUUCCAGAUCUUGUAUUCUGCAAGACGCUAACGACUGGGAGAUGCGUGCAGACCUAGUGAAGAAACUAGUUUUUCCCGAGGAAGUAGCUCAUACAACUCUCAGACCCGACAUAGUGCUAUGGUCAAAGACGGCGAAGCGGGUGAUCCUUGUAGAGCUAACUGUGCCAUGGGAGGAGAGGAUCGACGUGGCCUAUGAACUGAUGAAAGCCAAAUACCAGGAUCUGGCAGAUGUAUGCAGAGAGAGAGGCUGGAAGACAUGGAUCUUUCCGGUGGAAAUCGGAUGCAGAGGAUUUCCAUCACAGUCGGUGUGGAAGAUGUUUGGAGCGCUGGGCGCCGAAGGAAGAGUCAGAAAGACUACAAUCCACGCCCUUGACAAGACAGAUGAACGAUCAUCCAGUUGGCUCUGGUUAAGACGUAGUGAACCAAAUUGGAAGCCAUCGUAG